GAACGUCAACAAGAAGUAACCCAACAUCGCUUAGAGCACCUUGAAUUUCGAAUUUUAAACAUUUUAUAUUUGAUUUAUUUUGAAAAAAAGUGUUUGGAAAGAAAGAAGAACCCCACUUCCUGUUUGGAUUGAUGUGAUUGGCUAAUACUAACCGCGCAGACUCCUGGGAAAGCGCGAUGUUUAAAUUUGUUUCCGGUUUCUUUCUGCUUCGGCCAAAACGCCAAACAUGGAGCAACAUCAUAACAGUGUGACCAGGACUCCCCUCAACAGUGUUGUAGUUCAGAGGAGGAGCAAAAGUAAGAGCUACAGGCUGUCGUACCGCAGCUGCUUAGGUGCGGCUUCACGUCUCGGCUUAACUCCAGCCUUGACGGCACGGAGGCUCAACACAAGCAGAAGGGCUCCAAAGUCACACAAUAUCACUAAGGUGGAUGCGGCGCAGCUGACCUUACUAGUGAAAACGGAGUGGCAGCUGUCGUACGUUACUCCGCUCUAUCAGUUCAGGCACACUCAGCUGAAGAGCUACUCCAGGCAGCUCUCAGCGUUUAUUGCUGCAGAGAAGCAGCAAGGUAUGGCAGUGGAGGUGGAGGGACCACAGAAAACCUUCAGAGUCUCUUUCUCUUUGGUGCAGGGGUUGACUGAGUCGGAUGAGGAUGCUGAGACUGUCCUCAUACAGGUCUACUCAAAGCCUGUGUUUGCCAGGCAGGACGAGCCACAGAAGCCAGUAUGGAGCGGCUGGCUGACCUGCAUCAACGGCAACCCCGAAUACCUGGGCUCACUUCCAAAGGACUUCGUCUGUCUGCCGCUCUUCGGCAGCAGUGGGGCAGAGGGUCUUACUAAUUUGGUCAAAUCCUGGUUCCAGCAGUCCUUCGACUGCUGCUUUGGCCCCCUGGAAAUCAGCCAUACUAGCCUACAAUGGCUGAUGGCAUUAUGGACUAACUGCCACAACGAGUACAGCAUUCAGCACCUCAAAAUGAUUUGGACUCUUCCAGCUGUGCCGCCGCUGCAGGUCACCUACACAGUAAACUCAGAAGAUGCCUGGGAGCUGUGGGGCAGUGUGCGCAAGGGGAAUAGAGAGAGGGAGGAGGCGGAGGAGGAGAGUAGUAUCGACAUUGAGGAGGUGACACGGUUCAUGCUGGGAUUGCAGAGCCACUUCUACAGACACUUCAGGCUGGAUCUGUCAGCGGGAAGCCUCGACCAGGUCUCCACAGCCCUGGGCUCAGCCAAGAACAACGGCAGAAUCAAGAUCGCCAACAGCAGAUACAUGAUCACCACCCUGACGCUACUGACAGAGUGCGCCCUCCUCAAAAUGCCCAUCUGAGUGACAGCUAUGGAAAGACUGCAAAUGUAGAUUGCCUUUUGUUGUUUGUUUUUAAACCUCUUUUCAAAGCAUGAAAUCAUUUUUCAAAACAUUCUCUUCAAUGAAAGCACAAAUCAUAUUCUGGCUACUUUUUUCCUCCUAUUUUCCUACAUCGAACCGCAAUGCAGGAAAUGUUGACGACCAUAAUAAUCACGAGUGAGUACUGAGGAAAACAUUCUAGUGUUCUGUUUAACGUGUCUGCUGUGCUGCCAAACAGGAAUAGGUUCCACCUCUUAUUGUAAAUUAACAAAAACUAAGUAACUAUACCAUGUAUAUUCUUGUCUAGCUGUUUAUAUAUUUUGUGUCAUUUAUAGAUGUAAAU
Messenger RNA from Etheostoma cragini (Arkansas darter), 1679 nucleotides. RefSeq names its product centromere protein L (gene cenpl). The transcript has 5 exons. The coding region runs from base 227 to 1318 and encodes 363 amino acids. The record is from RefSeq and is a predicted model, not a curated record. Lineage: Eukaryota; Metazoa; Chordata; Actinopteri; Perciformes; Percidae.